AUCGCGUACCCCAAAUCGCGAUAAAGAGCGUUCUCAUCCGUAUAAAAGCCGGCCGAAACUGAAAAUCUUCACUCAACAUGAACGCCAAGUUGGUCAUCGUUCUUGCCUGCGCAACUCUCGCCUUGGGCGGAGUUCACAAGCUCACCGGUCCCCAGCUCUUCAGGGCUGGCGACAAGAUCGUUGGAGGCUCCCCUGCCGCCGCUGGAGAAAUCCCCUGGCAGGUGUCCCUGCAGUACUCUGACGGAUUCCACUUCUGCGGAGGCUCCAUCAUCUCCGAGGAAUGGAUCCUGACUGCUGCCCACUGCUCUGACCAGGUUGCUUCCCAAGUCCGAGUUAUUGUCGGCACCCUUGAGAGCGCCAACCCCGGACAGACCCUCGAAGUCGCCGAGAUCGUUGCCAACCCCGACUACAACUCCAACACCUUCACCGGAGAUAUCGCUGUCUGGAGGGUUGCCUCUCCCAUCGCCUGGGAUAGCAACACCCAGCCUGCUGCUCUGUCCACCGCCACUCCUGGAACCGGAGACUUGACCACCGUCUCUGGUUGGGGCACCACCUCCUUCGGAGGAUCCGCCUCUGAUGUCCUCCUGAAGGUCAAUGUUCCCAUCUUCGACUAUGCCGAGUGCGACAGCAUCUACUCCAACUUUGGUGGCGUGCCCUCUGACCAGAUCUGCGCUGGCCUUGCCGAAGGUGGCGUUGACUCUUGCCAGGGUGACUCUGGCGGCCCCCUCUUCUUGGCUGGUGGUGGCGCCGUUGUUGGCGUUGUCUCCUGGGGCAAUGGCUGCGCUUUCGCUGGAUACCCUGGUGUCUACACUGACGUUUGGUCCAACCGCGACUUCAUCAGCAGCACCACUGGUGUCUAAAUAUCUGACGAUCGAUAACCAAUAAAAUUGGCUAAAAAAUAUACAAAA
Messenger RNA from Cloeon dipterum, 908 nucleotides. RefSeq names its product trypsin-1-like. Bases 78 to 860 code for a protein of 260 amino acids. The transcript has 4 exons. Gene Ontology annotation, biological process: proteolysis. Lineage: Eukaryota; Metazoa; Arthropoda; Insecta; Ephemeroptera; Baetidae. Gene Ontology annotation, molecular function: serine-type endopeptidase activity. The record is from RefSeq and is a predicted model, not a curated record.